Stomoxys calcitrans (stable fly) is the source of this 3541-nucleotide messenger RNA. RefSeq names its product b(0,+)-type amino acid transporter 1 (gene sbm). The transcript has 8 exons. Bases 1326 to 2951 code for a protein of 541 amino acids. Gene Ontology annotation, biological process: amino acid transmembrane transport. Gene Ontology annotation, cellular component: membrane. Lineage: Eukaryota; Metazoa; Arthropoda; Insecta; Diptera; Muscidae. The record is from RefSeq and is a predicted model, not a curated record. Gene Ontology annotation, molecular function: L-amino acid transmembrane transporter activity.
UGGACGAUGAUAUUCAAGUGUCGGACAAACUAAAAGUCAACAAAGCAAAAGUUUACUAAAAAAAUUAAAAAAAAAAAUUUUAAAUUUAAAGAAAGCUUGGAAGAAAAAAAAAGUCGGGAAAAGAACAAAAUUUUAAAAACAUUUACAAUUUUCGGGAAAAUUUCUAAUUUUUGUUGAAAGUGCUUAUACACAGUACUUAUGGGAACUUUAUAUGAAUCAUUUGCCGUUUACAUAUUUUCCCAUACGCAUAUUGAAAGUAUUUUUAGCCAGGCAUGCCAACGAUGCCAAUGGGAUAAAGCCAAAAUGUUUUGAGAAAAAAAUUUUCUAAUUACGUUUUCUAAUCUACAAACUGUAUAAAUCGCAAAAAAUAUUUGUUAUCACGCGGCUUUGAAAAAAAAAACAUUAAUUAAAAAAAAGAAAACAAUAAAGUAAUAAAAAUUAAAAAAAAAAAAACGUUUAAGAACAUUUUUCACAUACUUUCUCCCAAAAGAAUUUGAGUUAUCAUUUGAAAAAAGAAAGAAAAAUUGUGGGAGCCCAGCUACUUUCCUAACAGCGCUCUCUUUCUCUCUCUCUCUCUUCGAAAAACUUUCUAAGAACUCAAGCAAAAAUUCUCAAAAAUAAAACAUUGAUUUUUUUUCAUUUUCCCUGUGACUAACACAACUCAAUUUAAUGGUGCCAUCGCCCACCCCCAUGGCCCCCUGACAAUUAGAAGAAAAAAAAAACACCAAAAAUUAAACUUCUGAUGCCUACAAAAAACAAACGCGGCAGCUAGCCUGUGUAUGAUUUUUCAUUUGUCUAAGGCAACGUAAUUUUCGUCAUCAGCCUUACAAACGCCACAUUGCCGUUGCUGUUGUUGUUGUUGCUACGGUUGAUUGUCUCUUGUAUAGGCCAAGUUCUCAGUUUCGGUUUUCCCACUGCCGCCAACUGCCACCAUCAAAAUUGGCAGUAGUUGUGGCAGAAGGUGGCCAUAGCUGAUUAGUGUGCUAUUGGCGCAAAUAAAUAGAGAUAAACUUUCUUCCAUCUCCAAUAUACUGAGAGUGUCUAUGUGAUUAUGCCAUACCAUUGAAGCAGCGAACUGAGUAAAAAUUCUCUGAGCACUCAUACGGGAGGAUAAACGAAAUCAUCUGCAAAAUCUCAUCGAAUCUCUUCGAGUGAAUCGUUCGAACAUCGUUUUGUGCUUAGAUUUUGGGGACUUGAGUGUUUGACGUGGGAAAAUUGGAAAAACAGUUUGUUCAUAUCUAUCGGGGAGCGUUGUUCGUUGUUCGCCUGAUAUUUGUGAAUAUUUGCGGCGAAAUAAUUUGUAAAAUUUGUAAUCCGUCCAUGCCAUGCGCGAUAAAAUAUCCCAACUAUUUUGCUUGCCAAAAAACGCAUGCAAACAUAAUUCAACAGAUAAUAGAGGACAAAGUGUGCCAAAUAAAGCAACGCUCAAUGGGGGGACAACGUGUACCAACGGUUCUAUUGGGCCAGAAGGGCCCGAAGCGACAGAGACCGACUCAUCAGGGACCGGGGGGAUGCGGAAGUCGUUGGAGAGGAAGGGCUCAGCGCCGAACGACGCUGUUCACCUCCAGAGACGGGUGGGACUCUUCAGUGGGGUGGCUUUAAUUGUCGGGACCAUGAUAGGGUCUGGAAUAUUUGUGUCACCUUCUGGUCUACUAGCUAGAACUGGUUCCGUUGGUGUAAGCUUUAUAAUAUGGCUUGCCUGUGGUGUGCUCUCCCUGAUGGGUGCCCUGGCAUACGCUGAAUUAGGUACUAUGAAUACAUCGUCGGGUGCUGAAUGGGCAUAUUUUAUGGACGCAUAUGGACCAGCCCCGGCGUUCCUAUUCUCAUGGGUAUCCACUCUAGUCUUAAAGCCAUCGCAAAUGGCAAUAAUUUGUCUCUCAUUUGCACAGUACGCCGUCGAGGCAUUUGUCUCCGAAUGUGAUCCACCAAUGUCGGUUGUUAAAAUGGUUGCAUUAGUAGCAAUAGUGAUGAUUUUGUUUGUUAACUGUUAUAGUGUUAAUUUGGGCAUGGCGGUCCAAAACGUAUUCACCGCAGCCAAACUGGUAGCUGUCCUCAUUGUCAUAUGCGGCGGUGCCUGGAAACUCAUCCAGGGCAAUACUCAGCAUCUGGCAAAUGCAUUUAAUGGACCCACACCCAAUGUGGGAGCUGUGGCCACAGCUUUCUAUACGGGUCUAUGGGCCUACGAUGGUUGGAACAAUCUCAACUAUGUCACCGAGGAGAUUAAGAAUCCCAGCAAGAAUUUGCCCAGGUCCAUAGUGAUUGGUAUACCCUUGGUAACUUUGUGCUAUGCUCUCAUCAAUAUUUCCUAUUUAGCGGCAAUGUCACCCACCGAAAUGGUACAAUCCGAGGCUGUCGCAGUCACCUUUGGCAACCGUAUAUUGGGCGUAAUGGCCUGGUUAAUGCCUUUGAGUGUAACGGUCAGUACAUUUGGCAGUGCCAAUGGAACACUGUUUGCAGCGGGAAGAUUAUGUUUUGCUGCCUCACGCGAAGGUCAUUUACUGGAUAUUCUCUCAUAUGUCCAUGUACGCCGUUUGACCCCAGCCCCUGGUCUUAUAUUCCAUUCUCUCAUUGCUGCCGCCAUGGUCCUCUAUGGCACCAUAGACUCACUGAUUGAUUUCUUCAGUUUCACUGCUUGGAUAUUCUAUGGCGGCUCCAUGUUGGCCCUCAUUGUGAUGCGCUUCACCAAACCCAACUAUCCAAGGCCAUAUAAAGUGCCUAUUAUCAUUCCCGUUGUGGUCCUGGUGAUCUCUAUGUAUCUGGUGGUGGCACCCAUCAUCGAUUCACCCCGCAUUGAGUAUCUCUACGCGUUACUGUUCAUCUUUGCCGGUUUGAUUUUCUACAUACCAUUUGUAAAACUUGGAAUGACACCGAGAUUUAUGAACAAAGUAACAUUAUUCCUGCAAUUACUAUUGGAAGUUGUACCCACCUCCAGCAUGGCAUUAUUCGAUUGAGAGACCGCCACUACAAAUGAUGCCCAAAUUAAAACACCACAAACAGACAAAUGCAAAUGAAGGCAAACGUUUUUGUUGAAACAGACAAAAGGAAAAUGUUUGAAUAAUAAAGAUAAAUAGAGAGAAAACUAUAUAAUAGUUUUUGACACAAAUAUUCUUAAAGGAAAGCAAAAGAACUAUUUGAAAACCAAACAUUCAUAUUUAGAAAAGAAUUACAAAAAAAUAAAAAAUAAUAUAUAUAAACAAUAUUUAAUGCAACAUAUAUAUAUACAUAAAUACCAAACAACAACAAAAUACUAUAUAUUUUGUAGAUUUUAAGAUAAAACCAAUAAAAAGAAAAAAACUUAAAAAAAUCUUAAAAAAAUUGCAAAAUUUUGAGAAAAAAACCAAAACAGUUGCUUUUCAAAAAGUGGACGUUGCAAAAAAAAAAACAGAACUCACACAUACAAGAUAUAAUUUUUAAAUAUUUUUAGGCUUUGUUGUCAACACCCAAAAGAAAUGAGAACCAAAAAAAUAAAAAAGGAACAAGAAUUUUACAAAGUUUUUUAUAAAUAUUUAUUUGGAAAAAGAAUUUUUAUUCAACCCCACAA